Molecule: messenger RNA, 1513 nt
Organism: Pangasianodon hypophthalmus (striped catfish)
Lineage: Eukaryota; Metazoa; Chordata; Actinopteri; Siluriformes; Pangasiidae
Gene: soul5
Product: heme-binding protein soul5
Exons: 8
Coding region: 92-742 (216 amino acids)
Cellular component (GO): cytoplasm
Source: RefSeq, a predicted model, not a curated record
CUUUCGCAACUCAUUUCAUAACGCUUUUAUAACCUGCUGCUUUAAAUAAAGAGACUGCACAUCACACCGCAGGACGGUCUUCUUCUCCAAAAUGAAUUGCUUAGUAGGAGCAGUUGUGUUGCUGUUAUCAAUUACAGCAGAAGCCAGAGUUGGCAACUCCAAUGAGUCUACAUCCUACUGCACAGAGACCAAGGAGUGUCUGCUGUUUGAUCUGAUCUGUAAGGGAGAGGAAUAUGAGGUGCGUCAUUAUGAGGCUGCCAAAUGGGUGGCCACAGAGGCAGAGUCAAUUUUUAAGGAAAUGGCCAUAGUGAGAGCUUUCAGAAAACUUUUCAAGUACAUCACAGGUGCAAAUGAAGCAGGUGCUAAGAUUGACAUGACAGCCCCAGUCCUCACUAAAGUGAAAGAGGAAAUACCUUGGAUGGAAAAAUCAGUCUACGUUCUCAGCUUCCUGUUGCCUUCUGCCUACCAGAAUCAUGCUCCCCAGCCAAAUGACAGCAGUGUGUACCUCAUGGACAUGCCAGAUAUGAAGGUGUACGUUAAGAGCUUUGGAGGCUGGAUGGUAUCACCGAUAUCUAAAAUGUAUUCUGACAAGCUGAAGGAAGCACUCGACAAAGCUCAAGCCACUUAUGAAACAGACUACCACUAUGACGUUGGCUAUAACAGCCCAAUGAAGCUGACGAACAGACACAAUGAGGUGUGGUAUGUGGUCAAGGGAAAACCGGUGUGUCCACCUGCUGAGUAGCAACACUUGUCUGCCUCAUCUACAGCACGUCUGAGCUUCAAAAACCAGCAGACUGAAUUGUUUCAAGCCGGACCUGAAAACUGUCUUUUGUAUUUUUGUUGAUUGUUGACGCUUGAGUCAGAUUCAUUAUUCCAAUUUAUCAUUUAAAAAAAAAAAAAUCUUCCAGGCUUUUCUUUUUACUCAUUUUUUAAAAAUGAUUCAACAGUUCAUUUUAUUUGUUUGAACACAUUUUGAGUGUAUGAAAGCAAGAACUCAAUAACAGCCCAUAUUAAUAUCAUUUUGUUUUGUUUUUUGUCUGUAACUCAGCACCAGAGGUCGCCACUACCAAAAGAUUUAAUAACUCAAUAACUACAGGAUAUUUUGGUGAAGUUAUUCUGUAACAGAGGGGCUUUUUCAUAUAUAGGGAGACUUUCCUUGUUUUAAGACAGAGAUGAAAUCCUGGAUGCGUCUAUCUUUUAUAUGAACAUAUCAAAUAUGGAGUUUAAAAAAAAUACAGUCAAACUACAAAAUCAAGACCAUGGGUAUAGAUACUGAUGGACAGGCAUGUGAAGGAAAUAUUUGCUUUUAAUUAUUAGUCACUGACUCUUAUAAUCUCUGGCUAAAGUUUUAUGUUUAUUCAUGUAUUCUAUUUCAUUUUUUAUGACAUACAGUAGGACUGUUCAAUCUGUAGAUUUGAGCUGACAAACUUGUCUGAAGUUAUGCUUCUGUAGAGAAAAACCGAUCUGAAGAUUUCUUCGAGCAUGCAAAUAAAUAUCAAGAGAAAAAGAUCAA